GACAGGACACUGGUUGGAGUCACGGUGAAGGGCAGAGAUGUGAGACUGCAGCACGGCGCGCAGUGACGCGCUGCAUCCACUGGGGGAGGACCGAGCACCGCCUGCAUGCUGCAGUACAGGGACCACUUUCUCUCCAUCAUCACACACACACACAAAUAUACUCUGUCACACACGCACAUACACACAUAAUGGGAGGGAUACAGGAGUAAAGGUAGGGCUAUAGCGGCUGACAGAUGUGUGAUGCUCAGACCUGACCGUGGGGCUUUUUCCCCAAACCUGUGCCAAGCGCAACUUUUACCUAUCCUCCUUUUUUUUCUUUUUCUUCUUCUUUCUGCUCUGGAUCGUAUGGAGCUGUCAUUGAUGCCAACUCGCACCUGAUUUCCUCCCCUCCGCAUUUUCCUCUUUAUUUUUCCCUCCCUUUUUUUUUUUACUCCACGACCAUUGUUGUCAGCAUACCAAGAGCGAUGCCGCAGAAACGGGGGCUCAAGUGCCAAUAGAUCCUGUUGAAUUUAGACGAGACGUCGACGCGCAGCCACCCCGACAAAAAAAAGGUGCCCUCCUCAGAGUGCGUCAGAGCACGGAUGUAUCUGCUGGAUGUGGAUGUGGACAUGGUCGCCCGUUGGAUACGACGAGGGAUUCUUGAUCUUACAACCCAAAUCCAAGACGAGGAUGUGAGCACAGAGGGAGAGCUGCAUCCUCCGACAGAUUUCUUCUCAUGAAGGAUGAGGAGGAUUUAUCUGGCCCCUUUUCAGACCUCCUGAGAGCAUCACAGAGGAGGAGAAAUAAAAAAAAAGUCAUUCAGAUCCAACGGAGCUUCGAAGAAGCAGCAAAACAAAUCCUUCCUAAAGAGAGAAAAAAAAAUCUCAUCCCAUAAAAUGGCAACCGCGGCUGACYGCGGAGGACCAAAGGACGCGUCUGAGCGCAACCCGCUGAGGGGUUAAACCACCUGAUGGGCGCCGGGGGAACCGAGGAGAGACUGCUCCGGUGUCGCUUGUUGACUCGGUGAUUUAUCAUGCCGAGCUCCUGCAAGUUUUGACCAGGCGUCUGCGUAACAGGCUACAUGCCACCGGCCUUCCUCGGGUUUUUGUUUUUAUUUAUUCAUUUCGGGGUUAUGGUAAUGAUGUCAUAAAUAAAAAUAAUAACAAUCGAUCCAAUAAACAAUAAACACCCAGCUGGGCGCGAAGGAGGAUGGACGUGGACCCCAGUCAGUAUGGACCUAACUGAGGUGUGUUUGUUGUUUUGACUUUCUUCCAUCUGAUUGGUCGGAACGGACGCUCUGACCGUCCGUCGGUGCGCGCGCCGAGCUGCAACUUGUGCGUCCACACGUCCGCUGCGCCUCCGCGGAUCGGCUURAAAGAAAAUACAAAAGAACAAGAAGAAAACCUAUUCAUAUAUAUAUWUUUUAAAACAAUGGAGUUUGCCAUGGUGGGCGCGGACGGCGGGUGCAACAGCCACCUGCCAUACGGAUAUGCCCAGGCUCGCGCGCGGGAGAGGGAGCGCGAGAGGGAGCGCCAGGCGUCGCGAGCGGCGGCCGCGGCCGCUGCGGCCGAGGGUGCGGAGGGAGGAGGGGGAGGGGGUGGAGGUGGAGGAGGACCCGGCUCCACCGCCUCCUCCGGCGCUCAUCUCCUUAACAACCGCCAGCAUCAGUCUCGCGCCUCCUCCUCCGCGAACAUCAGCAGCAGCGCCGCCUCGCGCCCCUCCUCAUCCUCCUCCUCCUCCUCCCAGCAGCAGCAACAGCAGCAGGAGCCCGAGCAGCAGCAGCAGCAGCAGCAACAGCACAGAGAGCGCAAAAAGCAGCGCGGCGUCGGACGCUGGAGGCGCAACCGGAGCGCACUUGGCGGAGAUCUGCGCCACUCGGAGCUGGCGCUGCUCGGAUCCGAGGAGGAGAUCAUGAUCGAGGAGGAGGAGGAGGAGGAGGAGGAGGAAGAGGAGGAGGAGGGCGCGCAGGGAGAGGGGGGCAAAGGGGAGGAGGAGGAGGAGGAGGGGGUCCGAGCGAGCAAAAGGUCGAGCUUUCUGUGCCACAUGAUGAUGGAUGAUGAGGAGGAGACGGACCGGCGCCCUCAGUCCGGCUACGAGAACGUCUACAGCGAGUGCGGCUGCUGCGAGCGCGUGGUCAUCAACGUGUCCGGCCUGAAGUUUGAAACUCAGCUCAAGACUCUCACGCAGUUCCCGGACACGCUCCUGGGGGACCCGGACAAGAGGAUCAGGUACUUCGACCCGCUGAGGAACGAGUACUUCUUCGACCGGAACCGGCCGAGCUUCGACGCGAUCCUGUACUACUACCAGUCCGGGGGGCGGCUAAAAAGACCCGUCAACGUCCCGUUCGACAUCUUCUCCGAGGAGGUGAAGUUUUACGAGCUGGGCGACGAGGCCAUCCUGAAGUUCCGCGAGGACGAGGGCUUCGUGAAGGAGGAGGAAAAGCCUCUGCCCGAGGACGAGUUCAAGCGCCAGAUCUGGCUGCUGUUCGAGUACCCGGAGAGCUCGAGCCCGGCCAGGGGGAUCGCGGUGGUCUCCGUCCUGGUCAUAGUCAUCUCCAUCGUGAUCUUCUGCCUGGAAACGCUGCCGGAGUUCAGGGAUGAGAAGGAGUAUCUGCAGCCGCGGCGCAACAACUCCUCUCAGCCCGACCCCAGCUUCACGCCCUUCAACGACCCCUUCUUCAUCGUGGAGACGGUGUGCAUCAUCUGGUUCUCCUUCGAGAUCAUCGUGCGCUUCUUCGCGAGCCCGAGCAAGACGGCGUUCUUUAAAAACAUCAUGAACUCCAUAGACAUCGUGUCCAUCCUGCCUUACUUCAUCACCCUGGGCACGGACCUGGCGCAGCACCAGGGCAACGGCCAGCAGGCCAUGAGCUUCGCCAUCCUGAGAAUAAUCCGCCUGGUCCGGGUGUUCCGCAUCUUCAAGCUGUCGCGGCACUCCAAGGGCCUGCAGAUCCUGGGUCACACGCUGCGCGCCAGCAUGCGCGAGCUGGCCCUCCUCAUCUUCUUCCUGGUCAUCGGGGUCAUCCUCUUCUCCAGCGCGGUGUACUUCGCCGAGGCGGACGAGCCCACGUCGCAGUUCACGAGCAUCCCCGACGCCUUCUGGUGGGCCGUGGUCACCAUGACCACGGUGGGCUACGGCGACAUGAAGCCCAUCACCGUGGGGGGCAAGAUCGUCGGCUCCCUGUGCGCCAUCGCGGGCGUCCUGACCAUCGCGCUGCCGGUGCCGGUCAUCGUGUCCAACUUCAACUACUUCUACCACCGGGAAACGGACAACGAGGACCAGACGCCGGCGGUGGAGAGCAUGCCCCCGGGUUGCCCCUACUUCCCGGACUUCCUGAGGAAGUUCAAAGGCUCGCCCUCCGGCUCGUCGCUCGGAGACAAAGCGGAGUACAUGGAGAUGGAGGAGGGGGUGACGGAGUCGCUGUGCGGCCUGGACAAAAGCCCCAGUAAAGGGAACGGCACGGACAUAAGCAGGAAAAACAGCACGAACUCUAAAUCUAUUCAGACUGACGUGUGAUUACAGAUUUAUUUAGAUAGUUUUUUUUUCCAAAGAAGAAGACACUUUCUGCUCAACAACAACAACAGCUGAAUCCCCUCCUUAACCCAACACAAGUUUUACGCACGCCUC
Molecule: messenger RNA, 3603 nt
Organism: Austrofundulus limnaeus
Lineage: Eukaryota; Metazoa; Chordata; Actinopteri; Cyprinodontiformes; Rivulidae
Gene: kcna4
Product: potassium voltage-gated channel, shaker-related subfamily, member 4
Exons: 2
Coding region: 1411-3492 (693 amino acids)
Biological process (GO): protein homooligomerization; action potential; potassium ion transmembrane transport
Cellular component (GO): axon; dendritic spine; voltage-gated potassium channel complex
Molecular function (GO): protein binding; delayed rectifier potassium channel activity; potassium ion binding
Source: RefSeq, a predicted model, not a curated record